AUGCAUGUAAGCCUGAAUUUGAAGACUGGUGUGGAUCAUUUCUGCCUGCACCCCGGUGGCUCGGCGGUGAUCGACAGAAUCAGAAACAGUCUGGAGCUCGGUGAGCAUGAUGUGGAACCAUCAAGAAUGACACUGCAUAGAUUUGGAAACACAUCAGCUAGUAGCCUCUGGUAUGUUCUAGGUUACAUGGAGGCCAAGAAGAGGCUGAAAAGGGGGGACAGAGUUCUGAUGAUUAGUUUUGGAGCUGGUUUUAAAUGCAAUAGUUGUUUGUGGGAGGUGGUUAGAGACUUGGAAGAUGGAAAUGUUUGGGGGGACUGCAUUGAUAACUACCCUCCAAACACAAUGGUCAAUCCUUAUAUGGAAAAGUUUGGUUGGCUUUACACUGAGAAACCAGACGACUCUCAUAAUGAUGAGUAAGAAGUUCAUGGACACUAAACUCUCUCUUGUAAG
Molecule: messenger RNA, 450 nt
Organism: Ilex paraguariensis (yerba mate)
Lineage: Eukaryota; Viridiplantae; Streptophyta; Magnoliopsida; Aquifoliales; Aquifoliaceae
Source: the annotation of a GenBank genome assembly